AUGACUACCAACCAGGCCUCAUGGGAAGAACGGGUCUUCAGGAAGCAAAGAGAGUGCUUCAACAAAAUUCCACUAGAAUGGAGAGUCCCGGACGACUUGCUGUCUACGUUCAAAAAGCCCAUGUCCGAAUAUAAGCACGAUUUCAUCCGAGCAAAUCUCAUUCGCAGAUCCGGCAUCUUGACAGCUCGAGAACUCAAGAUUACAGAGAACUAUACAGUCCGUGAGCUUACCACCGAGUUGGCAAAGGGCGCCUUGACGUCCGCAGAAGUGACUCUGGCGUAUUGCAAAAGAGCGGCAGUUGCGCAGCAGCUGGUUGGAUGUCUAACAGAGACCAUGUUUCCCGAAGCACUAGAGCGAGCUCAGUAUUUGGACUCCUUACGUGCGCAGGGGAAUCUGGCUGGGCCACUGCAUGGCCUUCCUGUUAGUAUUAAGGACAACUUCCAUUAUAAAGGGACAGAAGCGACAAUCGGAAUGGUGGCGUUUAUGGAUGAGGCCUCGAAGGAGACCUCGCCAUUAGUCGAUAUCCUUCUAAGGCUUGGAGCGGUGAUCUAUGUCAAGACAAACGUGCCUCAGACGAUGAUGACCAGUGAAGCCCAGAACAAUGUCUUCGGCCGUACGCUGAACCCCUGGAAUACAGCCAUCAACCCGGGAGGCUCAAGCGGUGGCGAGGGAGCCCUAAUCGCACUGCGAGGGUCACCCUUGGGCGUUGGCACUGAUAUCGGCGGCUCGAUACGUAUCCCUGCCCUCUGCUGUGGUACCUACGGCUUCCGCCCGAGCGCCUCGCGCGUUCCCAACGGCAAAAUGCGGGCUUGCAACACCCCCGGGAUGCGCUUCAUACUCUCCGUUGCGGGCCCUCUCUGCCUGGAUCUGGAGGGGAUACAACUUUUUUUCGAGACGCUCUUUGCCGCGCAGCCCGCCCUCUAUGAUUCCACCGUUCUCGAUAUUCCCUGGCGGAAGCUGGACGCCCUCCCUCCGAAGAAAAAAUUAAGGAUAGGCGUCAUCCCCGAGCACCCUGCAUUCCCCCUCCACCCUCCGGUGCGCCGCACGCUAACAUCAGCAAUCACCCUUCUCAAAGCAGCAGGCCACGAUCUGAUCCCCCUCUCAACAGCGGAAACCCUGAUCAUGGAGCUCAACGAAGUAGCCAUGCACCUCUUCGGCCUCGACCAAGCAGCCAUUUCGCACGUCGUCGCCGCAAACGAGCCUGUCGCCCCCGCAAUUCUGCAUAUAGGCACACAGGUUGAGCGUCUGCGAUCAUUCCACAAGUCAACUAUCUCCCCUGAUCCCAGUGGCCUGGCUGAUAGUAUGGGGAAAUUUACGAUCUUGAAUGCCCGCCGUGCUGAACUUCGCGACAAAUAUAGGACGUUGUGGCGCAAGUACGGCCUUGAUGUUUGUAUUGCGCCGCCGGCGCAGAGCACGGCGGUGAGGCAUGAUGGAUUUGGCUUGGCGCCGUAUACGAUAUUCUUGAAUUGUUUGGAUUACCCGUCUGUUGUUAUUCCUUAUGGGAAGGUGGAUGAGGUUGAUAAGGGGCGGAAAUUUGAGCUUCGACAUAAUCAAGUAGGGCCGGGGUAUGACUAUGAUUUACUCAAAGGUGCGCCGUGUGCGGUCCAAUUGUUUACAACCACUCUCCGCGAUGAGGAGUGCUUGCAAAUUGCAAAGAUGGUGAACGAUUGUUUGAAUGGGGAAAGGCAAGUACAUACAUGCUUUCUGAGAGGCCGAUAUAACUGA
Messenger RNA from Aspergillus puulaauensis, 1725 nucleotides. RefSeq names its product putative general amidase. Lineage: Eukaryota; Fungi; Ascomycota; Eurotiomycetes; Eurotiales; Aspergillaceae. The transcript is spliced from 6 exons. The record is from RefSeq and is a predicted model, not a curated record. Bases 1 to 1725 code for a protein of 574 amino acids.